This is a messenger RNA of Aspergillus mulundensis, 522 nucleotides long. RefSeq lists its product as uncharacterized. NCBI's taxonomy places the organism in Eukaryota, Fungi, Ascomycota, Eurotiomycetes, Eurotiales, Aspergillaceae. Bases 1 to 522 code for a protein of 173 amino acids. The record is from RefSeq and is a predicted model, not a curated record. The transcript has a single exon.
AUGGAGACAACUACAUUGGGGAUAUUGAGAAGCCCGUUCUCCUCCGCGCUCUCUGCCACCACGCAAAGCCGCUUUCAUUGUUUGGCAGUGACACGCCAUACAACGAGGUGGGAGCCCUACGUCAAGCUGAGCAACAGUAUUGGGACAUGGACGGACUGCUGGGAGAAAGAUCAAGGCAUUCUGGCAAAUGACUAUGCGGAAGAGGUGGAAUGUAACCAUUAUAGUACACGCAAGUUCCAUGAUAUCGUCGAGGAUUUAAGGGCUAGUGGUCAAGCUACUGGAAUUCCCAGAAGGAACAUGCCUCCAGAUCCUGAAUGGUACAUUGGCGACCUCGACAAAGGAGACCUGCUCUAUGCGCUGUGGCUCAACUCCAUACCCUUCCAUCCUCGAGUCCAGUUUAACAGAGAGGAAGCCCUCCGCCAAGCUGAAAGGGACAAAUGGCAUGUCUGGGUGGUGCAGGCAGGACGAUCAGGACUAGGCUUAGGCAGAUAUGGAGUUUGUUUCCCCAUGGGAAUACAAUAA